AUGAAAUCUUCGACUCGGCUUGAUUCAGUUGUUUUUCAGCUCACUCCCACUCGAACCCGGUGUGAUUUGUUGGUAACAGCUAAUGGAAAGACAGAGAAAAUAGCUACAGGGUUGAUUGAUCCUUUUCUUGCUCACCUGAAGACUGCACAAGAUCAAGUGGCAAAAGGUGGCUACUCGAUUAUUCUCAAGCCUGAGGAUAGUGACAAUGCAGCUUGGUUCACUAAAGGAACAAUUGAAAGGUUUGUUCGAUUUGUGAGCAAUCCGGAAGUCCUAGAACGUGUUUACUCGUUAGAAACUGAGGUCAUACAGAUCAAGGAAGCAAUUGGUAUCCAGAACAACUCUGAAAUGGCACUAACUGUUGUCGAAGAAGAUCUAAAAGCAAAAAGAGCAGAGAGUAUGGAAGGUGGCAGGCCUUUGCUACAGCUCAACGAGGAGAAAGCUAUUGUCCUUUACGAGCCUGAUUCACAUCCCAAACAAGCUAAUCGCUCUACCGCAUCAGAUGAAAACUCUAAAGCUCAAGUUUUGAAAGUUUUGGAGACACGGAAAACAGUGUUGCAGAAAGAACAAGGAAUGGCAUUUGCUCGUGCUGUGGCAGCUGGUUUCGACGUUAAUGAUAUGCUCCCUCUAAUAUCUUUCGCCAAAUCUUUUGGAGCCUCACGUUUGAUGAAUGCUUGUUUGAAAUUCAAGGACUUGUGGAAGAAAAAGCACGAAACUGGCCAGUGGGUUGAAAUUGAAGCAGAAGUCUUGGCAACACAGCCAAACAUCUCAGCAACGAAUGACUCAGGGAUUAUGUUCGCAAAUGCUCCUAAUAUGCGUAGGGACUCGUUGCCCGGGACACCUGAAACCAGUGAUGUGAAGUCUCCUUCAGAUAAUAAACCAAAUGGAAACCAAGAAUAUGUGCAAGGGCAGCAUCCGCACCCGGUAUAUGCACCUUGGCCAGUUCACUCUCCACCUGGUACCUUUCCUGUAUUUCAAGGAUAUACAAUGCAAGGCAUGCCGUACUAUCCGAACUAUCCAGGAGCUAGUCCAUAUCCAUCUCCCUAUCCGUCUACAGAUGACUCUAGACGUAGUUCUGGCCAAAGAAAGGCACGGAAACAUGAUUCAUCUUGUAGUGAGGAAUCAGGAUCAGAAGAUCGUGACAGAGAGAAAGGAAAAUCAGGUAGAAGAAGGAAAUCAGGGAAGGUGGUGAUCCGGAAUAUAAAUUACGUUAAUUCAAAGAAGCAAGAUCAUUCAGGAACCGACUCUGAUGCUGAUGAAAAUCCUGAAGAAGGGGCUAGAGGAGAAUGUUACAAUGGUAUAGAGAGCGCAACAAAAGGGACAGAGGCUGACACUGGGGAUUGGCAGGCCUUUCAGACUUAUUUGUUGCAAGAUGCUGAUAGAGAUGAACGUACCAUUGACCAUAUGAUGGAAAAAGAGAUUGCAGGGAAGAAGAGGCAAGGUACAGGGAAAUAUGAUCCUUUAGCUCAUGAUGAACGUGAAGCAGAAAGAUAUCACGAAAGGGAUACAGCUGACAUUCGGAACGGAACUGUGUCUCGUAGAAUCAGGGGGUCUAGUGACUCUUUUAUGGUUCACCAGAGAGAAAAUGGUUUUGAGGAUUCUUCUGGUCCUCUCAACUUGAACGGAUUGGAUAAUCCAAGAAAUGGCCUGGAUAAGAGAUCAUCAGUCAACAUGGAUGAUGAUUCUUAUAUUGUUACUCGGGGAUAUUCAAUGCUAGAUGAAGGUGGCAGCACUAAACGAAAUGCUAUAGACAUGGGAUCAGAGAUCUCUUCUUCCCGCCAAACUGAUGGAAAUGAAAGAAAGCAGGUCAAUUAUGAGCCUCAUGAUCUGAGCCUGAUGCCAGAACGUGAAACAGAGAAGUUAUCGGCUGGGUAUGAUCCUGCACUAGAUUUUGGAUCCAAAGCUCUGAAGAAGACCAAUCAAGCAACUGGAGUUGCUAAGAAGUCAGUGAGAGAUCCAAAAACUAGACUAUCUAAUGAUGCUGCAGACAAGAGGAAGGCUUCCGGGCCAAUACGUAAAGGCAGACCCACAAAGAUGAGUCCUUUAGAUGAAGCAAAAGCACGUGCUGAUAAGCUUAGAACUUUCAAAGCUGAUCUCCUGGUAAUGAAGAAGGAAAAGGAAGAGGAAGAGAGGAAGCGCAUCGAAGCUCUGAAAAUAGCAAGGCAAAAGCGGAUUGCUUCUAAAAGCAACUCAGCUGUAGGCCAGUCACAAUUGCCUGCACAACAAACAAGAAAAAAAGUGGUAAACAAAUUUUCUCCCGGCGCUCCUAGAGCCUCGAAGUUUAGUGACACAGAACCAGGAUCAUUAUCACCUCUUCUACGACUUCCCAUACGAAGUGCUUCUCUAGGGUCAAAUGACCCUCAGAGAUUCCCCAAGAAUGGUAAACUGAGUACUGUAAAGUCAACAGGAAGUAGGCUAACAAGGUCGAUAUCUCCGUUACCUCCAUCUAAGAGAGAGAGCAUAGCAGCAGGAAACAGGAUAACAAGGUCGAUAUCACCGUUACCUCUGUCUAAGAGAGAAACCAGAGUUAGUCUAGAUAGCCAGAAUAAGUCUGUUUCAAGGACAAGAAGAUUAUCAGAACCCAAAAUGGGUAACAGUAGUGCAACAAGUUCUUCAGCAAGGUCACAGCGCACAAUAGCAUCUAGAAAAGUAUCUGAUGCUCCUGAGAUAAAGAAAUUAUCUGCCAUUGUUAAUUAUGAUAUAGCGAAAAUCGCAUCUCUUCCGGAACUGAAGAUAAAACCAGCCAAAGGUCCUACAAAUGUUCUGGUGAAAGGGGUUGAGAAACUUAAAUCUUCAGCUUCUGAGACUGAAGCAAGUGGUAACAAAAAAACAUCUUUGUGCCAUAAUGAUGUUGAUGAAACUCCAGUGAUUGAGAAGACAGUGGUGAUGGUGUUGCCAAGUUCAGCUCGAAGCAUAAGUCUAGAUCAGACGAAACACGAGAAGUCCGAGGUAGUCCCUGGAAACUCCACCAUCCGUGACUCGAUUCCUUCCGAUGGAGUUGAUAAGGAAGCCAUUGAAACAAUGCAUGAGAGUGGCAAUGAUCUAGUCUUAGUUAGAUUGGAGACUCUGAGUGACUUAGUAACCGAAACACCAAAAUUUCUGACAAGUCAAAAUGUUGUUGAGAAACCAUAUCAAGCUCCAUAUGCCCGGGUUUCUUCGUUACAAGAUCCAGUUACAGUGUACUCAGAAUAUUCCCAAGCAUCGGCACCAAGCUUACACUCAAAUGAGACAGAGCAAGAAACUGUCAGAGUCCUUGUCCCAGAGAAGAAGAGCAAUGAGGCCUUAGAGAAAUCUCAAACAAAGGAGUCAGCGUCAAAAGGACUCAGAAAACUGUUGAAAUUUGGAAAAAAGAGUCAGUCUUCGUCUACAAGUGAACACCAUACGGAGUCUAAUAAUGCAGCUGCCAGUAGCCAGGAGGAUCAUAAAUCAGCUGUUAACGCUGCCACGACUGAAGCUUUUACACUGAAGAAUCUCAUCUCUCAAGAAGAAACACCUACAGCAGCAACGGCUUCACAGAAAUCAUCUCGCCAUUUUUCAUUACUGUCUCCCUUCAAGAACAAGAAGACAGUAUCCUGA
Microthlaspi erraticum is the source of this 3573-nucleotide messenger RNA. Lineage: Eukaryota; Viridiplantae; Streptophyta; Magnoliopsida; Brassicales; Brassicaceae. The record is from the annotation of a GenBank genome assembly.